AAAGACUUUGACAGCUUUCAACAUCAAAUUAUUCUGUAAUCCGUGUGUAUUUUCGUUGCAUGUUAUAAAUUUCAUGCAAUAAAAUGAACGCAAAAGUGCUUGGUGUAGUUAUAUAUUUCGUAUUAAAUUUUAAAUCGUGUUUAGGAGUAAACUAUACCAACUAUAGCUUGAUUACUAUUUACACAGAGACUAGAAGUCAGCUGAAAUAUCUUCAUAUUUUGGAAAAUCAAAAAUACAUGCAUAUAAUUUUUUGUGAGAAACCGUACAAGGUAACAAUAUCUAUCUUAUUGCGAUUUAAUAUACAUUUCUUUCAGUUGGGACAGUCUAUUGAAGUGGUGGUUAGUCCAGUGGACUUAGAAAUGUUCAAAAACAGGGCGGAACACUAUAAUUUAAAUUAUACGAUACUGUUGACUGAUAUUCAAAGGGCAUUCGACAAUCAAUCGGUGAUAGUAGAGGGAGGAAUUCAUGGACAAGAAUGGACUGCAGUGGUGUUUGUGACUUACUUAAUCAACGAAUUGGCACAAGCUGACUCGUCGGAAGACUCUGAAUGGAAGAAAUUAGCGAACAACUACGAUUGGUAUUUGAUACCAGUGCUCAAUCCUGAUGGUUAUGAUUAUACACAUAAAAAGGAUCGCCUAUGGAGAAAGAAUAGGAACCAUAACGCUUCAGUCGAUUUGAAUCGAAAUUUUGACGAAAGUUUUGGAAAAUAUGCAACCAGUCAAGAGCCAAGCAGCGACAGUUACUGCGGGCCAUACCCUUUUUCGGAGCCAGAGACUAAAGUACUAGCGUCUUUUAUCAUGCCUAUUCGAAAGGAAGUGAAAUAUUACUUCGCUAUUCACGCCUAUGGGCAGAGGAUUAUUAUUCCGUAUGAGGACAGAAUACAGCACCUGGAAAAUUUUGGAGAAAUGGAGAAUUACAGCCGACAAGCGAUACGGAAGAUGUACUUACGAACCCAUGUUAAAUUUUGCACUGGAACUGUGUAUGAUACUAUGGGUAUAAGAAUGUCAGGAACUAGCGCAAGUUGGAUGAAAAAAGAAAUGAAAGUUAAAUACGCCUACACAGUUCAAGUGCGUGAUAACGGGACGUAUGGCUACGCGCUGCCCAACGACCAGCUCCGGCCGAUGUGUGAGGAGACCAAGUUGAUGAUGCAAGAGCUCAUGACGGCCAAACCGAGAUACGUCCGAUCACUAUUCGCGGAUGAUGCUGAUAUGAAUGGAGUGUUCCUCCCGCUCAUGUUGUUUUGUGCUAUCGUAAUUGUAACAUUGAAAUAA
Molecule: messenger RNA, 1271 nt
Organism: Cydia fagiglandana
Lineage: Eukaryota; Metazoa; Arthropoda; Insecta; Lepidoptera; Tortricidae
Product: zinc carboxypeptidase-like
Exons: 9
Coding region: 84-1271 (395 amino acids)
Biological process (GO): proteolysis
Molecular function (GO): zinc ion binding; metallocarboxypeptidase activity
Source: RefSeq, a predicted model, not a curated record